UAAGACUAGGUCUAAAUGAGUGUGUGGGGUUUAGAUGCCUGGUGGUACCUAACUGCUCCUUCCCUUUCUAUCCAGCACUACCAUUUUCCUGUCCCUCAGGUUUGGAGCAAGCCCCUGAAUGAACUUUAUGUAUCUCUGCUGGAUGCAGGUGCCCAGCCUGGUUUCUGUGAUGAUUUACCUUAUAGAAAGCAGUUACCCUCAUGUGCCAAGUUCUUGAGAAUCCUGAAACUUGACAUAGGUAAAAGUAACAGGGUUGAAGUAAAUAAUAAGGUACGGGCUCUUCUUUUUCAGAGCUGUGGAAGUGCUAGCUCAGUGACAGUGCCAGAAACUCUGUUGUUUGUUUCAACUCUUGAUGGAAGUUUGCAUGCUGUCAGCAAGAGGACAGGGGCAAUCAAGUGGACUUUAAAAGAAGAUCCUGUGCUCCAAGUGCCAGUACACGUGGAAGAGCCGGCAUUUCUUCCAGACCCGAACGAUGGCAGUUUGUAUACCCUUGGUGGCAAGAAUAACGAAGGCUUGACUAAACUUCCAUUCACCAUCCCUGAGCUGGUGCAGGCAUCACCUUGUCGCAGUUCAGAUGGGAUCCUAUACAUGGGUAAGAAGCAAGAUAUCUGGUAUGUGAUAGACCUCCUGACUGGAGAGAAACAGCAAACCUUAACUUCUUCAUUUGCAGAAAGCAUUUGUCCAUCUACAUCUCUCCUGUAUCUUGGGCGAACAGAGUACACAAUCACCAUGUACGACACCAAAAACAAGGAGCUCCGGUGGAACGCCACCUACUUUGAUUAUGCAGCCACUCUGCCUGAUGAAGACGUGAAAUACAAAAUGUCCCACUUUGUGUCCAAUGGAGAUGGACUGGUAGUGACCGUGGACAGCGAGUCUGGGGAUGUACUGUGGAUUCAGAAUUAUGCUUCCCCUGUGGUAGCUUUUUACAUCUGGCAGCGUGAAGGUCUACGGAAAAUCAUGCACACAAAUGUGGGGAUAGAAACCCUUCGUUACCUGACAUUCAUGUCUGGGGAGGUUGGACGCAUCACUAAGUGGAAGUAUCCUUUCCCAAAGGAGACAGAGACCAAGAGCAAGUUGAUGCCAACACUCUAUGUUGGGAAGUACUCAACCAGCUUGUAUGCAUCCCCAUCAAUGGUACAUGAAGGAGUGACUAUUGUGCCUCGUGGCAGUGCCAUACCUCUUCUAGAGAGUCCCAAAACAGAAGGGGUCACUAUUGAAGACAAUGGAGAAUGUGUUAUCACUCCCAGUACAGAUCUCAAGUUUUCAGCAGGAUUGAAAGAAAAGAACAAACUCAACUACUGGAGGAACCACUGGCUCUUAAUAGGGCACCAUGAAACACCAUUAUCUGCCCCGACAAAGAUCCUGGAGAAAUUUCCAAGCAAUUUACCAAAACGGCAUGAAAAUGUGAUCCCAGCUGACUCUGAUAAAGCCACUUUUGAGAAGGUUCUUGGUGUAGUUGAGAGUUCCACAACAGAAUUGCCUCCUACCAUGCUAAAAGACGUUGAAGAAAAGCCCAGUCGGCCUGUACCUCGGCCAGAAGCUCCAGUAGAUUCCAUGCUGAAAGAUGUCGCCACAAUCAUUCUGAGCACUUUUUUGCUGAUCAGCUGGGUAGCCUUCGUCAUCACGUAUCCAAAGAGUGUACAUCAGCGGCAACAGCAACAACACCAGCAGUUCCAGAAGCAACUGGAGAAGAUCCAGCUGUUGCAACAACAGCAGCUGCCCUUCAGUGUUCCCGCUGAUCUCCCACCAGAGACAGACUUUCUGGACAACACCUGUGCACAGACUGAGAGUUCAGCCACCAGCACACCAAAUAUGUCUCCCAGAGCAUCAAGCCACUCCGUAUAUUCCAACGCAUCUGCAUCCGAUGUUGGCAGUGCUCUCUCCACCGAGCAAGAAGGAGAUGAAGAUACAAGCACAGUAAUGGUUGGGAAAAUUUCCUUCAACCCAAAAGAUGUCCUGGGGCAUGGAGCUGAGGGAACGAUUGUUUACAGGGGGACGUUUGACAACAGAGAUGUUGCAGUGAAGAGAAUCCUUCCUGAAUGCUUCAGCUUUGCUGACCGUGAGGUGGAACUGCUACGCGAGUCAGAUGAGCACCCCAACGUGAUCCGCUACUUCUGCACAGAGAAGGACCGGCAGUUCCAGUACAUUGCUAUCGAGCUCUGCGCUGCCACCCUGCAGGAGUAUGUGGAGCAGAAAACCUUCAGCCACCUUGGCUUAGAGCCUAUCACCCUGCUGCAGCAGACAACAUCUGGCCUGGCCUAUCUGCACUCUCUCAGUAUUGUCCACAGAGACCUGAAACCCCACAAUAUCCUCAUUUCAAUGCCCAAUGCCCAUGGGAAGAUCAAAGCCAUGAUUUCAGACUUUGGCCUGUGUAAGAAGCUGGUGGUGGGCAGGCACAGCUUUAGCCGUCGGUCUGGAGUGCCAGGCACGGAAGGCUGGAUUGCACCAGAGAUGCUGAGCGAAGACUGCAAAGAAAACCCUACGUACACAGUGGACAUCUUUUCAGCUGGCUGUGUCUUUUAUUACGUCAUAUCUGAAGGCAACCACCCCUUUGGCAAAUCCCUGCAGCGGCAAGCCAACAUUUUGCUGGGUGUUUACAGUCUGGACUCCUUCAGCCCAGAGAAGCAUGAAGACUUGGUUGCUCAUGACUUAAUCGAGCAGAUGAUUAACAUGGAUCCUCAGAAACGUCCCUCGGCUAGUUGUGUGCUGAAGCACCCACUCUUCUGGAGUCUGGAAAAACAGCUCCAGUUUUUCCAGGAUGUAAGUGACCGAAUAGAAAAAGAAUCCUUAGAUGGUCCAGUAGUCAAGCAAUUAGAAAGAAGAGGGAGAGAGGUGGUGAAAAUGGACUGGAGAGAGCACAUCACGGUUCCCCUUCAGACAGAUCUUCGAAAAUUUAGAUCUUACAAAGGGGGAUCAGUGCGGGAUCUUCUGCGGGCAAUGAGAAAUAAGAAACACCACUACAGAGAGCUUCCCACAGAGGUGCAGGAGACGCUGGGCACCAUCCCAGAUGACUUUGUACGCUAUUUUACAUCCCGUUUCCCUCGCCUGCUCUUACACACUUACCAUGCUAUGCAAAUCUGCAGCCAGGAAAGACUGUUUCAGCCUUACUAUGUUCAGGACUCUGUAGGUCAGGGACUGCUGGGAGAUGCUGUUUGAGAAGGUGGGGACAGAGCUCCCUUCUCCGUGACCAACAUUCCAAACAGGCUGUAAAAUGGGCCCGUCUCUAAGCAGAGACUCAUGGGAUCAAAGAGCAAAAUGUCUCCCUGAGGAACCCAUACGCCCAGAAAGUGCCUUGUACUCUGCACACACUGCAUCAGGAAGAGAACAGGAGGAGCCCAAGGAGUGAGUGGUACCUUCAGAAGAGCAGGGCCCCGCAGCAGAGGAGCCGUCUCACGGCAGCUUUUGAAAAAGCAGGACAGACUGCAAAUGGCCAGAUGGAAACAUCGUUCUACUGCUGAACAUCCCUGCACUGUAUUUUAUUCCAUUCAUGCCUUUUACUGCACACAGCCAGACCACAGCAAUCCAAACCAUGCGAUGACUAUGCACUAGGAGGAGGAAAAGGAGCUGUUUAGUUGUAGCAAACCUGCCAUUGCACUACUGCUGCCUUGUGCGUUAGAAGCAGCAUCUUAGAUUCAGUGAAGUGAUUGUAAAGGGAAUCAUCUACCAAAAUCCAAAACCAGUAAAGAGAAUGUAACUUCUGCUUAAUCAGUGCAACUCUCACA
Molecule: messenger RNA, 3722 nt
Organism: Gavialis gangeticus (Gharial)
Lineage: Eukaryota; Metazoa; Chordata; Crocodylia; Gavialidae
Gene: ERN1
Product: endoplasmic reticulum to nucleus signaling 1
Exons: 21
Coding region: 16-3156 (1046 amino acids)
Biological process (GO): intrinsic apoptotic signaling pathway in response to endoplasmic reticulum stress; IRE1-mediated unfolded protein response; protein phosphorylation
Cellular component (GO): IRE1-TRAF2-ASK1 complex
Molecular function (GO): protein serine/threonine kinase activity; ATP binding; RNA endonuclease activity
Source: RefSeq, a predicted model, not a curated record